CACAGACUCCGCAGCACACCCACCCAGCGGACGAGAGGACACAUGGCGAUUGGCGGCAACUCGAACGAGCUUGCGUGCGUGUAUGCGGCGCUGAUCCUUCACGACGACGGGCUGGAGAUCUCAAGCGACAACAUCGCCCUCAUCCUCAAGGCGGCCAAAAUCGAGGUUGAGCCGUAUUGGCCCACGCUCUUCGCCAAGCUCUGCAAGGGCAAGAAUGUUGGGGACAUGCUCUCUGCGGUUGGCAGCGCUCCGGCUGGCGGCGGCGGCGGCGGCGGCGGCGGCGGCGGCGGCGGCGCUGCUGCUGCCCCCGCGGCUGAGGCUGCGGCGCCGGAGAAGGCGCCCGAGCCCGAGGAGGAGGAGGAGGAGAUGGGCUUCGACCUGUUCGACUAGAGCGCACCUGUCUGUUGUGAGGGCCUGCUACACUGGGGACCGGCGUCCGGGCAGCGAGCCAGAGCGCUGGCAGUUGCAACACCCACCAAGGGUGCAGACGCCGGCGCCGACGCGCAGCCGCCCAACCGCCGGCUCCCAGUGGGCGGGGGGAAGUCUUGUUGUAGCCACAAGCCAGCCCAAGCGGCAUCAAUCGCGAAAUUUCUUUUGUGUUUGUUCGCCGCAACUAGGGGAAAAAAAACUGUUCAGUUUUC
This is a messenger RNA of Emiliania huxleyi CCMP1516, 641 nucleotides long. RefSeq lists its product as hypothetical. Lineage: Eukaryota; Haptophyta; Isochrysidales; Noelaerhabdaceae. Bases 43 to 390 code for a protein of 115 amino acids. The transcript has 3 exons. Gene Ontology annotation, cellular component: cytosolic large ribosomal subunit; ribosome. Gene Ontology annotation, molecular function: protein kinase activator activity; ribonucleoprotein complex binding; structural constituent of ribosome. The record is from RefSeq and is a predicted model, not a curated record. Gene Ontology annotation, biological process: cytoplasmic translation; translational elongation.